Molecule: messenger RNA, 1587 nt
Organism: Elephantulus edwardii (Cape elephant shrew)
Lineage: Eukaryota; Metazoa; Chordata; Mammalia; Macroscelidea; Macroscelididae
Gene: RSRC2
Product: arginine/serine-rich coiled-coil 2
Exons: 11
Coding region: 1-1587 (528 amino acids)
Source: RefSeq, a predicted model, not a curated record
AUGGCGGUAGGUGGGCGAAUCCCGAUUUCAGGCCGCGGGGAGAGGGGUUUCUCGUCCUCUUGGAGGGGCGGGUGGAAGCUGUCGCCCGCCGGAGUGUGCGAACAAAAUGGCGCCGCGGCCUUGUUCUGCGCCCGCCAUCAUGACGGCCCGCCGUCGGGAGGGGGAAGCCUCGGACGCACUUGCAAGGGCGGGUUGCGGGAUCGAAGCCCGCACGGGGAAGAAAGGGAGGCGGGCUCGGGGAUGGUGUCAGAACCCCAGUCCUGGGGCGGAGGAGGCUCGGAGGGCGAGGUGAUUGAUCGGGAUGCCUUUUCCGUCCCAGCUAGUGACACAGAACGAGAUGGACUAGUCCCAGAAAAGACGUCCCCAGAGAGUGAGAAGAAAAAAGAGCAGUCAGAUCUAUCUGUUUCUCCUAGAGCCUCAAAGCAUCAUUAUUCACGAUCAAGGUCAAGGUCAAGGGAAAGAAAACGGAAGUCAGAAAAUGAAGGGAGGAAACACAGGAGCCGGAGCAGAAGCAAAGAGGCAAGAAGACAUGAAUCCAAAGAUAAAUCCUCGAAGAAACACAAGUCUGAGGAACACAACGACAAAGAGCAUUCUUCUGAUAAAGGAAGAGAGCGACUGAAUUCAUCUGAAAAUGGUGAGGACAGACACAAACGCAAAGAGAGAAAGGCGUCAAGAGGCAGGAGUCAUUCCCGAUCUAGGUCUCGGGAAAGGCGUCAUCGCAGUAGAAGCAGGGAGCGGAAGAAGUCACGAUCCAGAAGCAGAGAGAGGAAGAAGUCACGGUCUAGAAGCAGAGAGAGGAAGCGGCGUGUCAGAUCUCGUUCUCGAUCAAGGUCAAGACACCGGCAUAGGAGUCGAAGCAGAAGUCGGACAAGGAGUAGAAGUCGAGAUAGGAAGAAGAGAAUUGAGAAACCAAGAAGGUUCAGCAGAAGUUUAAGCCGGACUCCUAGUCCACCUCCCUUUAGAGGCAGAAACACAGCAAUGGAUGCACAAGAAGCCUUAGCCCGGAGGUUGGAACGAGCAAAGAAGUUACAAGAACAGCGAGAAAAGGAAAUGGUUGAAAAGCAAAAACAACAAGAAAUUGCUGCAGCUGCAGCUACUGGAGGUUCUGUCCUCAACGUAGCAGCCCUUUUGGCAUCUGGCACUCAAGUCACUCCUCAGAUCGCUAUGGCCGCACAGAUGGCAGCCCUGCAAGCAAAGGCUUUGGCAGAGACUGGGAUAGCCGUACCGAGCUACUACAACCCAGCAGCCGUGAAUCCAAUGAAGUUUGCAGAACAAGAGAAGAAAAGGAAAAUGCUUUGGCAAGGCAAGAAAGAAGGGGACAAAUCUCAGUCUGCUGAAAUAUGGGAAAAAUUGAAUUUUGGGAACAAAGACCAAAAUGUCAAAUUUAGGAAAUUAAUGGGUAUUAAGAGUGAAGACGAAGCUGGAUGUAGCUCAGUCGAUGAAGAAAGUUACAAGACUUUGAAGCAACAAGAAGAAGUAUUUAGGAAUCUUGAUGCGCAGUACGAAAUGGCAAGAUCACAAACCCACACACAAAGAGGAAUGGGCUUGGGAUUCACGUCGUCCAUGCGAGGAAUGGAUGCCGUUUGA